Messenger RNA from Coccidioides posadasii C735 delta SOWgp, 795 nucleotides. RefSeq names its product NADH:ubiquinone oxidoreductase 24 (gene NUO24). NCBI's taxonomy places the organism in Eukaryota, Fungi, Ascomycota, Eurotiomycetes, Onygenales, Onygenaceae. The record is from RefSeq and is a predicted model, not a curated record. Gene Ontology annotation, molecular function: oxidoreductase activity.
AUGACCUCUAAACUUUUACCAUUCACUCUUCGGCAAUGCCGCCAAUCCUUUCGACACAUUCCCGUGCGACAGUGUCGUCAAUUCACUGCUGCUACCCCAGUUCUCAGCGACAUUCUGGCAGUACACCGAAACACGCCAGAGAACAACCCUAGUAUCCCCUUCAAAUUCUCCGAACAAAAUCUCAAAGUGAUCGAUGAAAUCCUCAAAAGAUAUCCCCCACAAUACAAAAAGGCUGCUGUUAUGCCACUUUUGGAUCUCGGUCAACGACAGCUGGGCUGGACAAGCAUUAGUGUGAUGAACGAGGUCGCGCGGAUCCUGGAGAUGCCUCCGAUGCGAGUCUACGAAGUUGCCACAUUCUAUACGAUGUAUAACCGGGAACCUGUGGGAAAAUACUUCGUUCAAAUUUGCACCACUACCCCGUGCCAACUUGGCGGCUGCGGAAGCGACAAAAUCGUGGAAGCCAUCACAAAACACCUCGGGGUCUCUUCCCAUGGCCAGACAACACCGGAUAAGCUCUUCACUGUCCUGGAAGUUGAAUGCCUGGGUGCCUGCGUUAACGCGCCAAUGGUCCAAAUCAACGACGACUACUACGAAGAUCUUACUCCCGAAACCGCCGUUCAAUUACUCAAUGCUCUCAAGGAGUCCGCUCUAGCCGGAGAGAGUGGGAAGAAGGUCAAUAUCCCCUCUCCGGGACCGAUGAGUGGAAGAGAAUCCUGUGAGAAUAGCGCUGGAUUGACUAGCUUGACGAGCCCGCUGUGGAGCACGGAGACGCUGAGAAAGGACGGGGAGUUAUAG